This is a messenger RNA of Penicillium diatomitis, 300 nucleotides long. RefSeq names its product DUF427 domain-containing protein. The record is from RefSeq and is a predicted model, not a curated record. The transcript has 4 exons. Lineage: Eukaryota; Fungi; Ascomycota; Eurotiomycetes; Eurotiales; Aspergillaceae. The coding region runs from base 1 to 300 and encodes 99 amino acids.
AUGCCAACCGCCAGAGCAAAACUAGGUGAUCUGGUCCUUGCCGAGGCCGACACAUGGGAGACCGUCGAAGGCAACGUCUACUUCCCGCGCUCCGCUAUCAAAGACCCAAAUGUCUUUGUGAGCUCCGAGACCAAGACGUAUUGUCCGUGGAAGGGAGAAGCGGAGUAUUACUCUGUGAAGAAUGGUGAUAACGUUGUGAAAGAUGCAGCGUGGUAUUACGCCACUCCGAAGGAAAAGGCAAUGAACAUUAAAGAUCAUGUUGCUUUCUACAAGUCGAAAGUUCAAGUCACUGUGGACUAA